Molecule: messenger RNA, 2074 nt
Organism: Chanos chanos (milkfish)
Lineage: Eukaryota; Metazoa; Chordata; Actinopteri; Gonorynchiformes; Chanidae
Product: biotinidase
Exons: 4
Coding region: 95-1690 (531 amino acids)
Molecular function (GO): hydrolase activity, acting on carbon-nitrogen (but not peptide) bonds, in linear amides
Source: RefSeq, a predicted model, not a curated record
ACAACUGUGGGAAACAUUGAGAUCCAGGCAGAGACUCAUUCAGAGACUCAACUGACAAGUUCAUUUGUUUUCAACAGGGUAACUGGACUCAUUCAUGGCUGUCUUCAUACUGACCACUGCCUUUGUGGCAUUGUUCCUGAGUGAGGGCCUGGUGGUUAAAGCAGAGGUUCCAUCGUACAUUGCAGCUGUUUAUGAACAUCAUGUGAUUCUGAACCCCGAACCUCAUGUUCCAAUUGAGAGAGAAGCAGCGCUGGUGCACAUGAAUAAGAAUUUGGAUGUGUUUGAGGAGCAAGCUGCCUCAGCUGCCAAACAGGGUGCCCAGAUUAUAGUUUUUCCAGAGAAUGGCCUCCAUGGCUUUAAGUUCACAAGAACAUCUAUUGUUGGAUACCUUGAAACAGUUCCAGACCCAAGUGUGGUUACCUGGAAUCCUUGCACAGAACCAGACAGAUUCCCAAACACAGAGGUCCUUCAGCGUCUAAGCUGUAUGGCUCAGAAGAACCAUCUCUUUCUGGUGGCCAACAUGCCUAAUCGCCAAAACUGUGACAACUUAACUGAUCCCCACUGUCCACCGGACGGCCGUUACCAGUUCAACACAAACAUUGUAUUUAGUGACAAUGGAACCCUCAUAGCGCGAUAUAAUAAGCUGAACCUGUACUUUGAGAAGGAAUAUGAUACUCCCCCAGAGUGUGAACACGUCACUUUCACCACCCCAUUUGCAGGCAAAUUUGGGAUUUUCACUUGCUUUGACAUCCUAUUCUAUGAGCCUGUUUUGACCCAAGUGAAGAUGGGUGUGAGGCAGUUUGUGUUCCCAACAGCAUGGAUGAACAAGCUCCCCCUAUUGGCUGGUAUUCACUUCCAGCGAUCCUUCUCCUAUGCAACUGGGAUCACAUUGCUUGCAGCCAAUACACAGGCAAAAGAGCUGGGAAUGACUGGAAGUGGGAUAUAUACACCUUGGCAUGCUGUGUACCACCAUGACAAGGAGGCCAAGUCUGGGAAACUACUGGUGAGCAAAGUGCCAGUCUUAGAUCCCUCUAUGAUGGAGGAUGGAGAAGAAAGCUCUAAGUUGAAACUGGUGCCUUUCUCUGGGCACUCUAAGCACAGGAGCACUGCUGCUUCACAGUUUGAUGUACAAGAGCAACAAAAACACAUGUCAGAGCGUUGCCUGUCAGGGGACAUGCAAUGCAGAGAGAGACUGCUUUCUGAGCCGCCCACAUUCAUCUCCAACAUGAUGAAUGACAAUUUCACAUUUGUACCUCUGCAAGGCGUUGAGGGGAACUUAAAGGUGUGUGACGGCUCACUCUGCUGCCACCUGUGGUUUCGGAGGUCUGGUCCUGAGGAAGAGCUUUAUGCACUGGGGGCAUUCCGGGGGAUUCAUGCGCCUCGUGGCACAUACUACUUGGAGGUGUGUGCCUUAGUGAGGUGCACUGGAACGGAAUUUAGGAGUUGUGGAGGUGGGAUUGAGAAUGCUCAGACAGUGGUUGAUUUCAGGCUACAGGGAACCUUCAGCACUCCCCAUAUCUACCCUGGUGUUCUGGGCAGUGAGAUGACACUUGACAGACCGGAUGAAUCUGGCUGGGAGAACAAAAGUGAAUUCUACAUGACUCGAAAAGGAAUGGCCACUGGACUAGUGACAGCAGUGCUGUAUGGAAGAGUCUACGAAAAGGAUGGAUAUGGAAAACGUUGCCCAUAGCUGUGGUGGAAGAAAAAAAAUCUUCUGACAGCUUAUAAAGUAGCUUAAUGAUAGUCAUGACUGAUUAUUUUUUAUGUGAAUCUAAGAUUACUAUGUGCUCAUAAGGACAAGCAUGUCCAAUGUCAUAUCUGGGCUUCAAACCCACAAUCACCUGGUUAUAAGAUGAAUUUUGUUUAACUGGAUGAUGACAAAGAUGACAACCAGAGGUAUAUGGCAAAAAGAAAUUUAUUCAUUAUCAAUUAUUAAUAAUCAUUUUUAACAGUGUACCAAGAGGCCAGUGCAUGUUCCUGCCCUUAAGAACCUCUUUGCACAUCUAUAAAAGGCAACGUUUCUUACACACUCACACGUUCACACUCACAAAUCACCACACAUACACACACACAC